Molecule: messenger RNA, 2850 nt
Organism: Thyridium curvatum
Lineage: Eukaryota; Fungi; Ascomycota; Sordariomycetes; Thyridiales; Thyridiaceae
Exons: 4
Coding region: 1-2850 (949 amino acids)
Biological process (GO): proteolysis
Molecular function (GO): aspartic-type endopeptidase activity
Source: RefSeq, a predicted model, not a curated record
AUGGAUAAUCCGAGGCACCCGAGGACGGAGCUCCAGAUCCUUGCCUCGCUCUGGCGAGCAGAGACGACGGACGACAUGGACCGACCUGCCCGUUUGCAAAUGGCUGCAACGGCACACCCUCAAGAAUCUUCUCGUCUCAUGCGGAAACUCCCCGUCGAGGUGCGCAGGAUGAUAUUCCAAGAAGCAUGGCGCGAUGCCGGCCUUGCCCAGCACAUCUUGAUGACCAAGUCAUCUACCAAAUUGUACCAUUCACCCUGUGUCAGUAAGGGUGCGGCGGAUGAGACUACGGAUGAGCAGUUGCAGAAGGCCGAGACACCAGAAGAGGCUGUCGAGGUCCUGCGCAGAGCAAAGUCAUCCUGGGCUCUUCACUGGGCCUGCGAGGACGACUUUAUCGCAAGGCAAGAUGGAACGACGGCACGUUGGUCACCGUUUCUUCCCAUCUUGCUCACUUGCAAACUCUUCUAUCUCGAGGCUGUCGAUUCAAUCUACCAGGACGUCACCUUCUGCAUGACAAGCCCUAUGAUCGCUGUAUCCUUUCUGAACCGGUACCCGCUAUCCACCUUUCGGUCAAUUAACAUCUGCGUCCAGAUGCCGCCGCUCAUGUCUGAUCUGUACCUGAGUCCCGGAAAACACACGUUCCAAGUUGGUAAUACACAAAUCACGGCCCAGGACAAUCCGUGGGAGCGGUUGUUGCGGACGCUCUCGCGCAUGACCAACCUGCGGGAGCUCGAUCUCUGGGUCACAACCAUGAACAACAUCCGGCCUUGGCAUGACUGCGCCUGGGAGAAGAAGAUAUUUGCCGGCCUGUUCGAUGUGCGCGCCUCCCGGAAAUACGUCGUGAAUCUCCCAAAGCUACCCAGUAGGCCGCCUAAGACCGGUCAUGAAGACUGGUAUCUCACAGACGAGGACUUGGCCAAGGCGCCCUUCACUCUCGUGCGCGGCGGCCGGCCGGAUCAGUGGCGAGUGCACAUGUUUCUCAGAGGAAUCUGGCGAUCUAGGCCGCACUGGCAGGCCCGUUCGUUUCUGUAUUGUGUUUUCGUCUGCGCCUUCGUCUUCGCUCUCAUGAAGACGUCCUUUCUUUUGGCCCUGUCGGGCCUGGGAUGGGCGGUGUUGGCCCAGGUCCACAUUCCCUUCACGCGGCCUACGGCACGCGAGCACGAUUCGAGGGCUUCCCGCCGCGACGAUAAGCUUAAUGUCGAUCUCUACGGCGCAAAGUUCACCUACAUGCUUAAUGCGACCGUCGGGACGCCUCCUCAGGAUGUCUCCAUGAUACUGUCGUGCGGCUCCUACGUGACUUGGGUUCCGGAUGGGCAGUCUUCCACCUGCAAGUCCCGAAGAACAACUUCGUCGGGUUCCUCCUCCUCCUCCUCUUCUUCCUCCUCUUCUCCGUCAUCCUCCUCCUCCUCCACUCCUCGAUACUGCAUUUGGGGAAGCUACAACAAAUCCGCCUCGACGACGAGCGCCACCGAUCCGGACGGAAAUACCUUCACGGCGCGGUAUGUGGAUGGCAGCUAUGCCUCCGGAAAGCGAGUCCUAGACACGAUGAGCAUAAAUGGCGUGGCGGCGACGGACAUGCCCAUUGGUGUAGCCAGCAGCAUGGACGACUACAUUGGAGUCCUCGGCAUUGGAUACAACGACACCACGCGGGACAACUAUCCCGACAGAUUAGUGGCGGCGGGCGCGAUCAAGACGUCGGCCUACAGCAUAUGGCUGAACGACCCCGAAGCCAAGUCGGGCAAUGUUCUCUUUGGGGCCGUGGACACGUCCAAGUUCGACGGCAACAUGACGCGCAUCUACGCCAGCAAGACUACGUCGGUCUGGUACACCUUUGGCACCUACCUAAACACCGUCAACGGCACCAACUCGACCGUCGACCACAAGGUCAUCAACUCCACGACCAUGCCCGCCCCGGUCUUCAUCAGCCCGUCCGACUCGAUCUCGAACCUGCCCGACAGCAUCGCCUCGCAGAUCUGGGAGAUGGCCAACGCCACUUGGAACCCAAGCUACAAGCUCGCCACCGUCCCGUGCUCCGCCAAUGCCAGCAAUGCCACCUUCUCUUUUGAGCUCUCUGGCGCCGGCGGUCCGGUGAUCAACGUGCCCAUGGUGGACCUCGUCAUCAGCGAGGACAUCUGGUCCACCUCGACGUGGAGCUGGGACACCGAGUCCGCAACCAAGUACUGCAUGUUUGGCAUCCAGAACGGCACCCUGGGCUCCGGUCGCAACUACUACUCGACCGGCAAGGAGGAGCAGGGCGCGUGGAACAUCGGCAGCCCGCUCCUGCGCCGCACCUACACGGCCUUUGACCUCGUCAACCGCCAGGUCGCCUUUGCGCCCGUCAAGUUUGGCGUCUCGGAGCAGAAGAUCGUCUCGUUCGAGUCGUACGGCAGCAAGAUGCCCCAGACGACAUUCUUCUGCGGGCCCCAGGACUACUGCUACGGCGAGGGCUCGAGCAGAGAUCGGGGUUCGUCGUCCGGCCGCGGCGGUAGCGGCUAUGGUGGGAGGUAUUACGACGAGGGGCUGUCGCCGGCAGGUGUGCUCGGGGUCAGUAUCGGCAUUGGCAUGGCCUUCCUGUUGAUCAUGCUCGGCGUAGUGUGGUGGUGCCUGCGCGGCGGCAGACAGUGCUGUGGGGAGCGGACCAAGGAGCCGGAGGCUGAGGCUGAGGCUGCGGCUGCGAGUGCUCAGCCGGCCAUGGCGGAGAAUUCGGCGCCAGCUGCGGCGCCUGCCGCGAGUCCUGUUCCUACCGCCACCGCAGAACCGGCUCCCACCCAGCCGUCGACGAGCCCGGCAUCCCACGAGAUCCCUCCUGUGACGUCCGCACCCAACGGCGAGGGCUCUUCGCGCCAACCUUAG